Molecule: messenger RNA, 765 nt
Organism: Eruca vesicaria subsp. sativa (arugula)
Lineage: Eukaryota; Viridiplantae; Streptophyta; Magnoliopsida; Brassicales; Brassicaceae
Source: the annotation of a GenBank genome assembly
GAUUUUCGGUUUUAGUGAAGAGUCAGAGAUAUGUGGUUACGAAAGCUUCGAUUGAAAUGACGCAAACACCUUCUUCCGUUGUAGUCAUUUCAUCUAGUAAGCAGCAGAAGGGUCCCAUCAUCGUGAUUGAUAAUUACGACAGCUUCACCUACAAUCUCUGCCAGUAUAUGGGAGAGCUAGGAUGCCAUUUUGAAGUUUACCGCAAUGAUGAACUUACAGUAGAGGAGCUCAAAAGCAAAAAUCCAAGAGGAGUUAUGAUUUCUCCCGGGCCUGGUACCCCACAAGGCUCUGGGAUUUCCUUACAAACUGUUUUGGAACUCGGACCACAUGUUCCUCUGUUUGGAGUAUGUAUGGGUUUGCAGUGUAUUGGAGAAGCAUUUGGAGGGAAGAUAUUGCGGUCACCGUUUGGUGUUAUGCAUGGGAAAAGCUCCAUGGUUCACUAUGAUGAGAAAGGAGAAGAAGGCUUGUUCUCCGGUUUAUCCAACCCUUUUCUUGUAGGUAGAUAUCACAGCCUAGUGAUUGAGAAAGAUACGUUUCCCAGUGAUGAACUAGAGGUUACUGCAUGGACAGAAGAUGGUUUGGUUAUGGCGGCAAGACACAGGAAGCACAAGCACAUACAGGGAGUACAGUUUCAUCCGGAGAGUAUUAUAACCACUGAAGGCAUGACAAUUGUUCGCAAUUUCAUCAAACUUGUAGAGAAAAAAGAGGCUGGGAAGUUGGCUUUGGGCUUUCCUCAGUCAGAAGACAUUAUUAAGUUGUGCACCU